AUGUCAGCAUCCUCUUCCAAUUCUCACAGCAAUCAUGCUGUCGAGGCCGAGUCCAGUCGCAAUCCCUACGAAUCGCCAUACCUCGAGUCUCCACUCAACGACGACCCUGAUGGUGACGUGAAUGCCCACACGUCGUCCAAGUCCAACUUUCGAACCUCGUCUGCUGCCUAUCUACCUUCACCAUUGUCGACCAGUCGGAGUCCAUCGCCUGCAUAUGACCAUGAUGCUUCCAAUCUACAACAACGCCGUGUGAGCUCACGUUCGCCCGUCCAGCCCACCACUGCCAACAUUCUCUCUUACCUCAACACUCCCGCCGUCGCACAAGAUGCAAAGGAUCCCUCAGCACUCGACUGGUACGUUGGGGGUCCAGGCCGUCGCGUUGGCUACGACAACUUGACUGCCAUUGACUGGAUUUUCGAGUAUGCAAAAGAAAGACAGCGCCUGAGAGUAUUGCGAUCCAAUGCUGUCGGGUUGCUAGGAAACUUCCAGCUACUAGCCGAUAGCAGUCAGACAUGGAUCAUCUUGGUCGCUACUGGAAUUGCUGUCGGUACCAUCGCUGCUGCUAUCGACAUUACGAGUGGCUGGUUAGGCGACCUCAAGGCUGGUUAUUGCAGUAAUGUCAAAGAUGGAGGAAAGUUCUAUCUCAAUAAAGGCUUUUGUUGCUGGGGCCAGAAAGACUACGAGACAUGUCCAGACUGGCAGUUGUGGAGUCAAGGAAUGGGUGUCUCUUCCAGUGCUGGUAGCUGGAUCAUCAACUUUGUCUUGUACCUUGCUUAUUCGCAAAGUGGUAUACCCGAGAUCAAGACUGUCCUCGGAGGCUUCGUGAUCCGUCGCUUCAUGGGCAUCUGGACCUUGGUGACCAAGUCUGUCGGCCUGUGUCUUGCGGUAGCUUCUGGUUUAUGGCUUGGCAAGGAAGGCCCCCUGGUCCAUGUCGCUUGCUGUUGCGCCAACCUGUUCAUGAAGCCUUUUGAAAGCAUCAACGGCAAUGAGGCUCGUAAAAGAGAGGUUUUGUCUGCUGCGUCUGCCUCUGGAAUCUCAGUCGCUUUCGGUGCACCUGUUGGUGGCGUGCUAUUCAGUCUCGAGUCUCUUUCUUACUACUUUCCCGACAAGACCAUGUGGCAGUCGUUCGUCUGCGCCAUGAUUGCCGCCUUCACCCUCAAGGCUGUCGAUCCUUUUCGUACAGGCAAGACUGUGCCCUACUCUGUGACCUACCAUACUGGCUGGCAUGGCUUCGAGAUGGUCGCUUACGCCAUAAUUGGUCUUCUCGGCGGUCUUUAUGGUGGAUUGCUAAUCAAGCUCAACAUGCGUCUAGCAGCACUUCGCGACUCACCCCGCUACCCGCUCAAGGGUCGACCUUUACUAGAGGUCUGCGUUAUCACCAUCGCCACUUCUGUCAUCGCCUUCCCUGUGACCUUCCUGCGCGCUCAAGCUUCUGAGCUGGUCUACUAUCUNUUUGCAGAAUGCAAGGAUAUUCAGUCUGAUCCUCUUGGUCUGUGCAAGAGCGGAAUUGCUAACACCGGUGUCAUCUUCCUGUUGCUCAUCUCCGCCGUAAUUGGCUUCUUCUUCACAUCAUUGACUUUUGGUCUUCAAAUCCCUGCAGGUAUCCUACUGCCAUCCAUGACCAUUGGUGCUCUUUAUGGACGCGUCAUUGGUCUCAUCGUCGAGGUCUGGCAACGCGAACAUCCUAAGUGGAUCGUUUUUGCUUCUUGCGAGCCCGACGUUCCGUGCAUCACUCCAGGAACUUAUGCUAUCGUCGGCGCAGCUUCUGCUCUAGCGGGUGCAACCAGAAUGACUGUCUCUAUUGUGGUCAUCAUGUUCGAACUGACGGGUGCUCUUACCUAUGUCCUCCCUAUCAUGAUCGCGGUGAUGAUCGCGAAAUGGGUCGGCGACGCACUGGGCAAACGAGGUAUCUACGAAGCCUGGAUCGCAUUCAAUGAAUACCCCUUCCUCGACAACCGCGACGAUAGACCAAUCCCCGACAUACCAGUCUCGCAAAUCAUGACGAGAUUGGAAGACCUUGUCACCAUUACCGCUGAAGGCAGCACCAUCGAAACUCUAGGCAAUCUACUCCGAGAACACUCCUACAGGGGCUUCCCAGUGAUAUCGAAUUCUCACGACGCGAUCUUACUUGGUUAUAUCUCAAGGACAGAGUUGUCCUUUGCAUUGUCUUCUGCAGUCAAAGCUAGAAACUUGCCACCACAUACUCAAUGUUUCUUCUCUCACCAACCCCUUGCCGAUAUCGAACAUAUACUCGAUCUGCGCCCUUGGAUGGAUCAAACUCCCAUCACUCUCAACUCUGCAAUUGGACUGGAGUUGUGUGUCAACUACUUCCAACGCUUGGGUCUGCGCUACCUAGGGUUCUGCGAUAGAGGUGUGCUGAAGGGUUUGCUUACCAAAAAGGACGUCUGGUUUGUUGUGAAUGGAGGAGACGAGAGUGGAGGGAGAGUUGCUGGUGCCAGAGAGGAUGAGGACGCACAUAUGAGGGUCAGAGGUAUCGGUGCUGGUGUGCUCAGGGAAGGCGAUGAAGGUGAAGAACGAGGGCUUCUUUAUGAGGGCAGAGGAGGUGCAAGUGAAGAGCACGAUAUCGAUCUCCAGGAAAGUAGAGGACCGGCGUAA
This is a messenger RNA of Aureobasidium musti, 2616 nucleotides long. Lineage: Eukaryota; Fungi; Ascomycota; Dothideomycetes; Dothideales; Saccotheciaceae. The record is from the annotation of a GenBank genome assembly.